Molecule: messenger RNA, 1936 nt
Organism: Stylophora pistillata
Lineage: Eukaryota; Metazoa; Cnidaria; Anthozoa; Scleractinia; Pocilloporidae
Molecular function (GO): protein binding
Source: RefSeq, a predicted model, not a curated record
ACCUUAAUUCGAUCAUCGAAUGUUGUAAACAGGGCAUGAGAUCUGAGUUUAAAGAAAUAUUGAUUGACGCUUUUUCAGAAACAAAGAGAUUUUCUACACUUAGCACAGUUCACAAACGAUGCCCCCCUGGUCCAACUGUGAUGUACUUUGCCGGGGGAUACUUGAGAAGAUCUCUUGAUGUUUUGGAAUGUUUUGAUCCUCAGACACUAAAAUGGACCAUUCUCUCCCCAUUGUCUGUGCCCAAGAGUGGUCUUGGGGCUGCUUAUGUUGGUAUGGUAAUGAUUAUCCAAAAUGACAAGCUACCAUUAAAUUCUAUGGCACCCCUCAGUGUAGCACGCAACAGGUUGGGUGUGGCUGUCAUUGAUGACUGUAUUUAUGCAGUCGGUGGAGGAAAUGGGAACACAUUUCACACAUCAAUGGAGAAAUAUGACCCAAAACAAGAUGAAUGGACAACAGUUACGCCACUUAACUUUCCUAGAAUAGGUGUAGCUGUUGCUGUACUUGACAGAAAGCUUUACGCAGCCGGAGGAUUUGAUGGAAGACACAGACUUAGGAGCGCUGAAUGUUAUGACGUGGAUACUGAUCUGUGGAAACUAGUGUCACCGCUAGUCGAGCGUCGUAGCGGCGCAGGCGCGGCCUCGUUGAAUGGCUUCGUGUAUGCCAUCGGCGGAUAUGACGGCGAAGCGCAAUUAAACAGUGUUGAACGUUAUAGCCCAGCUUCGGACACAUGGAUAACGGUUUCGCCUCUAAUACACAGGAGAAGUGCACUUAGUGCCACUGUUUUGUGUGGGAAACUUUACGUAGUCGGAGGUUACGCUGGAGAAGGGUUUUUGAACACUCUCGAGGAAUACAUCCCUGAACAAGAUUGCUGGAAGUUGGUUAGCAGUAUGAACCUGGGACGUAGCGGAGCGGGAAUUGCAGUAGGUUGGAAACCUGCCACCUAGAGCCCUUUAUGAUUGAGGUUCAAAAAGUAACUAAUUAUUAUAUAGGUUAUGCUUUUUCCCGCGCUGUGAUUGGCCUAGAAAACUCGUGCCAACCUCUCAACCAAUCAGAUGCGACAUUAAAACCAAUCGCGACGCGGUCGCUUGCGUUUCCCCGCGCAAAGUGCUGAUGGUAUGUGUUCAUUUUGCGUUCUCAUUGGCUCCCUUUGACUGAGGCAUUGUCCAUUGAGUAUCGAAUCCCGGUUAGCAAUGGGUUUCUUUCUACCCCAUGACCCCUCGACUAAUCAAAUGCAAGACAAGAACACAUUCGCGACUCAUCAGUCAAUUUCUCUAACCAAGGAAACAGAAAAAUAUUUUCACUAUAACUGAUCGCAAUAAAGCCAGAAUAAAUACUGAAAAACAAGCGUGGACAUCCUUACUCACAUUUGCGUUGUAUUUUAACCAACUGCCUAUAUUUCCAACGAAAAGUUCCUAUUCUUAGAUGGACAAUUUAUGCUACCAAAUCUAAUUUAUGUGGCUUAUGAAACACGAUGCAAACUGGCCAUCGGACCUCGUUUCUUUGUCAAAGUGCUUGAUAUUCAGCUUUCUUUGGUGUAGCUCUCUAAACGUCAGUUGUUUAAAACGCUCCGCCGCAAGAAAAACCGUGUAUAUUAUCAAGCCAAUAUUUCAGUAUCUUUAUCGUUAUUAUUUCAUCUUCAGCUAAGAUGUAAAAACUUCAAAUACACACAAGGACGCUUUCCAUCUUGCGAAAAUUUCAGAUUUAGGCAAUUGAAAUCCAAGCACAACAUGUUCCACAAAACAUCAACUUUUGGCAGUAUUUCUUUUGGUCGUUAGUGUGAGCGGAAAUUCUAGAAUAAUUUCCACCAAUGACUUCUAAUUUACUGCUAACUUCAUCGAAAGCUGAGUUAUCGACUGGUUGACUGCAAUCUUAGAUGGAAGCAACUUUUCGUGGUAUUAAUGUAUGAGAAUGAACAUGCAGAUAAUGUGCAGCAAAA